AUGAGUCAAGGGGAGGGAGAUCGUGUGGAGACUAGUGAAGCUCGGUAUAGAGAAGCACAAGUUGGUGUUAUAACUCGAUUGACCAAAGUAGUUAAAUCCUUGAUAGAUCGAGUAGAAAGGAUGGAGGUAGCUUUAAGGAAUCCUCAACAAGGGGAAAUGGGUUGCAAUGAAGAAUUUGACAAUGAAGAAGACGAUGAUAAUGAAACUCUUUUAGUUGGGCAAAACUCAAGAGGAAUGGGAGUGUUAGGCCGAGGAAGAGGAAGAAGAAGGGAAAGGAACAUUUUACAACCAAGAAUGGUAGAAAGGGAGUACCAAAAUGAGAGAGGAGAGGAAACAGGAAUCGGGGGAGUGAAGCUUGCAAUUCCUACCUUUCAUGGGACAAUGGAUCCAAAAGGGUAUUUGCAAUAUGAGAGCAAAAUCAAGCAUGUUUUUUAUUGCCACAAUUUUAGCGAAGAAAGGAAAAUGAAGCUUGUUGUAGCUAAAUUUAUUGAUUAUGUAAGUGUAUGGUGGACAUCCUUGAAACUCGAAUGGAGAAGGAAUUACGAAGAGCUAAUUGAAACUUGGGAGGAGUUAAAGGCCCUAAUGAGAAAAAUGUACAUUCCUAAGCACUACAUUCGAGAACUCAAGCAAAAGCUUUAUUCUUUACAGCAAGGAUCCAAAGGUGUGGAUGACUAUUAUAAAGAAAUGCAAACUCUUAUGAAUAGAGAAAAUAUUGAUGAAGAUGAGGAGGAUGCAAUGGCUAGAUUUCUUGGAGGAAUGAACCGAGAAUUGACCAAUCAAAUGGACAGGCAAGCUUACUUUGACAUGAAAGAAUUGUUACACCUUGCUGUCAAAAUUGAAGGGCAAUUAACUUGGGAGAAGUCGCACAUCAAGAGCGGAAAUUUUAAGUUUGACAAGAAGGAUAAGGCUGAGAGCUCCAAGGGGAUGGAAAAAUUGGAGGGAUCAAAGGAGGUUCGAGAAAAGAAUCGAGAUAUCAAAUGUUGGAAAUGUCAAGGAAUUGGUCAUAUUAGCCAUGAUUGUCCAAACAAGCAAACCAUGAUCAUAAAAAAUGGAGAAGUUGUCACCAACGGAGAAGAAAGUGACCAAGAUGUCGAAGAUGGGAGUAGAUUGACACUUGUUACAAGGAGACUUCUUAGUAUUCAAGUUAAGGAGAAUGAUGUCGAAGACCAAAGAGAUAAUAUUUUCCACACUAGAUGUUUAGUUAAUAAGACUCCUUGUAGUCUUGUUAUCUACAAUAGAAGUUGCACCAAUGUCGUAGGUAUAUUUAUAAUCAAACAGUUGCAAAUUCCAACUCAACACCAUCCUAAGCCUUACAAGCUUCAAUGGCUCAAUGAUAGUGGAACACUGAGGCCAACCUAUAAAGCAAAUCAGACUGACACAAAAGAAAUUCAGAGGCAAGUGGAGGAGCUCAUGGAGAAAGGCUACGUUCGAGAAAGCUUGAGCCCAUCUUUUGUACCGGUCUUAUUGGUGCCAAAGAAGGAUGGGACUUGGCACAUGUGCGUCGACUGUAGAGCCAUCAACAAAAUCACUGUAAAUUAUCGUCAUCCUAUUUUUAGUCUAGAUGAUAUGCUUGAUGAAUUGCAUGGUUCAUGUUUAUUCACAAAGUCUGAUUUGAAAUCUGGAUAUCAUCAAAUUAGAAUGCAUAAAGGAGAUGAAUGGAAAACAGCUUUCAAAACUAAAUUUGGAUUGUAUAAAUGGCUUGUUAUGCCUUUUGGUUUAACUAAUGCUCCUAAUGAGAAGCAUGUUAGGACUGUUUUGAUUACAAUUGGAAAAGAGAGGCUCUAUGCUAAUUUAGAUAAGUGUAAUUUUUGUAUGGAAAAUGUUAACUUUAUUGGCUUCAUAAUUGGUAAAAAUGGAGUAGAAGUAGAUGAAAAGAAAGUUAAGGAAAUUAAAGAAUGGCCAACACCAAAAAAUGCAAGUGAGGUUAGAAGUUUUCAUGGUCUAGCUAGUUUCUAUAGAAGAUUCAUAAAGGAUUUUAGUACCAUAGCUACACCAUUGAAUGAUUUAGUGAAAAAGCAUGUUAUCUUUGAAUGGGGGAAAUGCAAGAAAGCUUUUAAUGAACUUAAGGAUAAAUUAACCAAUGCACCAUUACUUGUCUUGCCUAACUUUGAUAAGACCUUUGAAAGUGAGUGUGAUGCAAGUGGUUUGGGCAUAGGUGUUGUUUUGAUGCAAGAUGGGAAGCCUUUAAUGUAUUUUGGUGAAAAACUAAAUAGGGCAGCUUUGAACUAUCCUACCUAUGACGUGCUUUGCAAUUAUGGCAACAUUACUUAUGGCAAGAGAGUUUUUGAUCCAUACUGA
Molecule: messenger RNA, 2298 nt
Organism: Benincasa hispida (wax gourd)
Lineage: Eukaryota; Viridiplantae; Streptophyta; Magnoliopsida; Cucurbitales; Cucurbitaceae
Molecular function (GO): zinc ion binding; nucleic acid binding
Source: RefSeq, a predicted model, not a curated record